Gossypium raimondii (Peruvian cotton) is the source of this 1309-nucleotide messenger RNA. Its product is annotated as GDSL esterase/lipase At2g23540. Gene Ontology annotation, molecular function: hydrolase activity, acting on ester bonds. Bases 40 to 1182 code for a protein of 380 amino acids. The transcript has 4 exons. NCBI's taxonomy places the organism in Eukaryota, Viridiplantae, Streptophyta, Magnoliopsida, Malvales, Malvaceae. The record is from RefSeq and is a predicted model, not a curated record.
UUCACCAAUUCGAUAAACGGAGGGAUCAUAAGGUAGCGAAUGGAGCCAGUAGCCAUGGUUAUGGAGAAAGCUUGGAGUUUUGGUUUGGUUCUUUUGUGGUUCAGUACUUUAAGCUGCUAUCUGGUUAAUGCAGCUGACGAUAAAAAUGGUGGUUUUGGAGCUUCUUUCAUCUUCGGUGAUUCUCUGGUGGAUGCUGGUAAUAAUAACUAUUUACCAACGUUGUCUAGGGCAAAUAUUCCACCAAAUGGAAUUGAUUUUAAAGCUUCCGGUGGAAACCCUACUGGCAGAUAUACCAAUGGUAGAACCAUUGGUGACAUUGUAGGAGAAGAAUUGGGAGUACCAAAUUAUGCAGUUCCAUAUCUUGCUCCAAAUUCUACUGGGAAAGCUAUACUUUAUGGUGUAAAUUAUGCAUCAGGAGGAGGGGGGAUUAUGAAUGCAACUGGAAGAAUAUUUGUUAAUAGACUGGGAUUGGAUAUCCAAAUCGAUUUCUUCAACAAUACAAGAAAGCAAUUUGAUAAAUUGUUGGGUUCAUCCAAGGCCAAAGAUUAUAUUUCGAAAAGAUCCAUUUUCUCAAUUACAAUUGGAGCAAAUGAUUUUCUCAACAACUAUCUUCUCCCAGUUCUGUCGAUUGGAGCAAGGAUUUCUGAAACUCCAGAUGGUUUCAUUGAUGACAUGAUUAAUCACUUGAGUAACCAAUUAACAAGACUUUACAAGCUCGAUGCUCGGAAGUUUGUCAUCGGAAAUGUCGGUCCUAUCGGGUGCAUUCCGUAUCAGAAAACCAUCAAUCAAUUGAACGAAAACGAAUGUGUGGAUUUAGCAAACAAGCUAGCAAUGCAGUACAAUGGGCGAUUAAAGGAGUUACUGACUGAAUUGAAUGGAAAGCUUAAAGGAGCCAUAUUUGUUCAUGCCAAUGUGUACGACUUAGUGAUGGAACUCAUCACCAAUUAUGCGAAAUACGGUUUUACAACAGCAAGCGAAGCAUGUUGUGGAAAUGGAGGGCAAUAUGCAGGGAUAAUCCCAUGCGGACCGACAUCAAGUAUGUGCAAAGACCGUGACAAGCAUGUUUUCUGGGAUCCUUAUCACCCAAGUGAGGCUGCCAAUCUUAUAAUUGCUCGACAACUUCUCCAUGGAAGCACCAAAUAUAUUUCUCCAGUCAAUCUUGAACAACUUCGUAAUCUUUGAUUAAUUAGAUGUGAUUUCUUGUUAAUCACAAGUGUUUGUUUAAUAUUCGAAGAACACACGCAAGUUCCUAUACACUUGUUCAUCAUCCAUGUUUAAGUUCAAAUGAAUUUGAAGAUGAUUCUGGCAA